AUUGAAACCACCCUAAAAGGGGUUUGUCAUUGCAUGUUCAGAGAUUAUUACAAAACACUUAAAAUGGAGAGGAUCAAUAAGCAUUGAAACCAUGCAUUGAGGACAUACUCUACCAUGAACCCAUGGUACUUCUUGCACUUCUUCACUUCACUUCUUGCAGUAAAAUUAUUCCACAAACAAACCUUCACAUAAGGCUCUCCAGUAGUAUAACAUAGCUUAGCUAGAGUCACACAAACCGACUUGACAUAACAGAGGGGCAAACAAAUUUGUGCACUCACACUUUGUUGUGUUACUCAAAACAAUUUCACAGAUGUAGAUUUUUAUCAUUUAUACAUCCCUAUUGCCCAAUUUAUACAUCUACAUUCCCCAAUUUACACCUCCCUAUUUCUCAAUUUUUAUCUUCACUGACGAUGAUUUUGUUUAUGUUCUCCCCGUGCCUGCGUGGGUGAGGGUUUCCUCCCACAUCGCCAAAAAAAACCUGCAUUAAUUGGACACUGUAAUUUGGCCCAAAAUAUGAUUGUGAGUGCAACUAUUGUCUGUCUCCAUUUGCCCUGUGAGUGACUGGCAACCAGUUCAGGUUGUACCCUGGCUACUGCCCAUUGAUGGCUGGGAUUGGCUACACCAACCCUCGUGAGGAUGAGUGGCUCGGAAAAUGAAGGAAUAAAUGGGUAUUCCAGAAAGGUUGCAUGCAGAAAGAAGCAGCGAGGCUCACCAAAAGCAAGAUUAUUAAUUCAAAUCAACUGCAAUUUUUUGAAUUUAAAUUGAUUUUAACAAAUAUCAGUCAAGUUUCCAAACUCAUCAGAGUACAGAAUCUACUCUUAUUAAAGUGGUAAAAGAUAUAAGAUUGAAUACUAACUCGGGAAAGGUGUCAAUUUUGAUCUUGUUGGAUCUCAUUGUGGCUUUUGAUGCAGUAGAUCACAAUAUACUGCAAAACAGGUUGAAAAUAUGGGUAGGACUAACUAGGUUCUUAAAUGGUUCAAGUACUACUUAGAGGAAAGGAACUACUUUCAAACCAUUGGAAGUGCUCAAUCACAACAAAUGGCUAUGACAUAUGGGGUACCUCAAGGGUCACUUCUUGGACCCCUCUCGUUCACCCUGUAUAUGCUACCCUUGGGUCAAAUUUUCCAGAGUUUUACUUUUGAUUAUCAUAGCUAUGCAGAUGACACAGUUAUAUGUAGCAGUGUCUCCUGAAGACUAGUUAAGUAGAGGUGUUGUGCCCCUGUCAUCUUCUUUUCCUUUCGGCUUGUCCCAUUAAGUGUUCCCACAGCGUGUCAUCUUUUUUCCUCUAAAUCUAUCUCCUGCAUCUUCCUCUCUUAACACCAACUGCCCUCAUGUGUUCCCUCACAACAUCCAUCAACCUUCUCUUUGCUCUUGCUCUUGCUCUUUUGACUGGUAGCUCCAUCCUCAGCACGCUUCUACCAAUAUACUCACUCUCUUGCCUCUGGGCACAUCCAAACCAUCGAAGUCUGCGCUCUCGAACCUUGUAUCCAAAACAUCCAACUUUGCCUGUUUCUCAAAUGACCUAAUUUCUAAUCCUAUCUAACCUGCUUACUCCGAGAGAUCUUCAUUUCUGCCACCUCCAGUUUUACUUCUUGUUGUCUCUUUGGUUGACACCAAGUAUUUGAAGUCAUCCACUCUCGCUAUCUCUUUUCCCUGGAGCCUCACUCUUCCCCCUCCACCCAUCUCAUUCACGCACAUAUAUUUUGUUUUACUUCGGCUAAUCUUCAUUCCUCUCCUUUCCACUGCAUGCCUCCAUCUUUGUAAUUGACCCCUCCGUACAGGGCACUUAACCACACCUCCUGAAGUUACGUCACCCCACGUGUGCUAACCUCAGACAAACAAUUAGCAAAAAUGGAAGCGCAGGAAGAAAAGACUAGAGCAAAACUGUCCGAUUUACCAGCUGAUUUCUCACUCGCAUUCUUAGCGAAUAGUGAAAUAUCGUUGAAAAGCAGACAGCAGGGCUUCAAGUAUUUCAGCGAGGGGUAUUUCAAUGGUAUUUCCAUGCAUAUCGACGGAGAAACCAUCGAUAUUAGCGCUAGAUCUUUCCGGAGUCAGAGGAAGACCAAGAAGCCACAUGCAUUGCAUCUGCAGUUGAAUCCUACAAGGAUAUCUGAAGCUCACUGUACAUGUCAAGCAGGUGUUUCUGGAUCCUGUUCACAUAUUGUUGGGCUGGUAAUAGCAUUACAACAAUGGCAGAUGAUGGGCUUCACAGAAGUGCUAUCUAGACUGGCAUGCUCAUCUCUUCCAGAGCAACGGAGCAAGCCAAGAGGUCACAAGAUUGAGGCAGUUGCAGUUCCACAAAUUGUAGUUGUCAACCCCAAACUUGUAAGAAAGAAAAGACCUGUGAGGAACACAUUGACAGACUGCAGAAACAUUCAAGUCAAACAAGAAGAUAUUGAUCACCUAAAGUCUUUGGAAGACUGUUCAAUGGCCUAUGUGGUGUCCAGCCAAAGACUGACAGUGAACACUCAUCUGGGUACAGUGCCUGUGGCCAGUGGUCUUGCAACAUCUGCCAAGUUCUUUGAACUAGAAGAUGCAAGGAAAGUUGGGACCUGUUGUGGUAAUCUAGCCUUCCCUCAAUUGGCAAAAGUUACCCCAUCUGAAAUAUUCAAGACAUGGUUCACUGAACUACUUCAAGAACAGUGUAUCCAGAUAGAAGAAAGGACAAGGGACCAAGCCAACAGUACUCUGUGGCAGACAGAAAGAAAAAAGUGUCUAACAGCAUCAAAUUUUGGGAAAACUUUGCAAAGAAAGAAAAUUAGUGAUAAAUUUGUUAUGGGAUUAAUCAACCCAAAGUGUUUCAAUUCAGUGCAGACUUCUUAUGGCCAAAACAAUGAAAAAGUGGCAGUUGGACAAUAUAUCAAAAGGACUGGAAACCAUGUACAUGACUGUGUAUUAAUAGUAAAUCCGAAAUUUCCAUAUCUCAGAUCUACACCAGAUGGCAAAGUGUGCUCCGAUGGAAAGACAGGGAUCCUUGAGGUCAAAUGCCCCUAUUCUGCAAGAGAUGUAACUGUGCAAGAAACCAGCACUUCAGAUAAUUUCUGUUUAGAAGAUAAUUAUGGACAAUUGUGUCUCAAAACUAAUCACAAGUAUUACUAUCAAGUACAGGACAGCUGCUCACAUCUGGAGCUGAAUUUUUUGAUUUUGUGGUCUACACAAGAAUAGACCUAUUUGUUCAGCGAAUAUACCCAAACAUUGACUUCAUGAGGAAUAUGUUGAAUGACCUGAGUCAAUUUUAUUUCCAACAUGUGACCCAUGAAUUUCUUUUUAGGGUUGAUUACAUUUGUGUCACAUAGGAUGUUUAUGUACUUCCCUAUAUGGAUCUUAAACUUCGUUUUGUUUUAACUUGAAUAAAGAAACCUGUGGAAAUAACAUAAAAUACAAUGGGGUUUACAAUAUCAUAGGUAAUCAUAAAUGGGUGUAAAUUCUUACAUCUUGAAUGCGUCUGACUCGCAGUAGAAAGUGUUGAGGUAGAUGUGUCGCCGUUGGUGCCAAUAUCUUCAGUCCGGGUGCUUUCCUCAGGCUGACUACUUACAGUUGAUUCCCUGUGAAUGAUUAAAUAAUAACUGAGUUUUAUACAUAAAGAAACUGUUUUCCAGAACUGUUAUGCUUCCAUAAAUAAAAAUUCAGU
This is a messenger RNA of Syngnathoides biaculeatus (alligator pipefish), 3631 nucleotides long. RefSeq lists its product as uncharacterized. The transcript is spliced from 4 exons. The record is from RefSeq and is a predicted model, not a curated record. Gene Ontology annotation, molecular function: zinc ion binding. Bases 1852 to 3165 code for a protein of 437 amino acids. NCBI's taxonomy places the organism in Eukaryota, Metazoa, Chordata, Actinopteri, Syngnathiformes, Syngnathidae.